This is a messenger RNA of Hordeum vulgare subsp. vulgare (domesticated barley), 1139 nucleotides long. RefSeq names its product transcription termination factor MTEF1, chloroplastic-like. Gene Ontology annotation, biological process: regulation of DNA-templated transcription. NCBI's taxonomy places the organism in Eukaryota, Viridiplantae, Streptophyta, Magnoliopsida, Poales, Poaceae. The transcript has a single exon. The record is from RefSeq and is a predicted model, not a curated record. Bases 79 to 1020 code for a protein of 313 amino acids. Gene Ontology annotation, molecular function: double-stranded DNA binding.
CCGUCUCCGUUCACCACGCCCGCCCACUCCAGGUCUACUACAGCUGCUCUUACCUCACUCCCUUGCGAGGGUUCGGCCAUGGAAGAACUCCUUCUGCGCCACAGCCGCCUCUCAAGGCCGAUGGCAACCCGCCGCCUCCGCGUCGUCGCCGUCGCGCUAAGGUCUAGGCCGAGCAGCAGCCUCGCCGUCCCGGGGUUUCCGCCCGCGACGGCGCCGGCCCCGGCGCCUGCCCUGGACCACGUGCUACCGUCGCCGCACGUUGCCGCAGACGCCGCAGCAGUCCUGCUCGAGGCGGGCGUGCCCCAGGACGAUCUCCGGCGCGCGGCGGGGAUGUGCCCUGAGCUGAUGUCCGUGCCCGUCGAGACCAUUACGGCUGCGCUGCGGUUCCUUACCGACGAGGCUGGAGUGUCCGCCGAGGAGCUGCCGCGCAUUCUGAGGCGACGCCCACGCCUGCUCGUGUCCUCCACCGCGGGGCGUCUCCGGCCGACUCUCUACUUCCUCCGGGCGCUUGGCGUGCCCGACCUCCACCGCCGCGCCGACCUGCUCUCUUUCUCCGUGGAGGACAAGCUGCUCCCGCGGAUCGAGUUCCUCGAGUCGCUGGGCCUGCCCUUCCGCGCGGCGCGCUCAAUGGCACGCCGCUUCCCGGCGCUAUUCUACUACAGCAUUGACGGCAACAUGCGGCCUAAGGCUGAGUACCUCUUGGGCGUCAUGGGCCGCGACUCCGACGAGCUCUUCGACUUCCCGGAGUACUUCUCCUACGCGCUCGACACGCGCAUCGCGACGCGCCACGAGGCCUGCGCAGCGCGCGGCGUGAGGAUGCCGCUGCCCGCCAUGCUCCGGCCUGGGGAGCCCAAGUUUGAAGACUGCCUCGCGGGGUGCGUCGGGUCCACGCCGCCACGGCGGCGGUCGCCCCUUUGGCAUGCCUACUGGGUGGAUGGCGACGGGGCCGGCGUCGGCGCGGUGGUAGAGAAGGUCAGACGGGACGACUCGAUCGCGACAUCAUACCGCCAUGUGCAUUAGUAGUACAAUAGUGGACGAUCUUGAAUGUUGUAAGCUGUGCAUAACUACAUGUAAGGGUCCGUUUGAACUGUCGUUUUGAAAGCAAAUACACCGGUAAAAUAUAUCUUUGUAUGGAAAAA